Molecule: messenger RNA, 882 nt
Organism: Lingula anatina
Lineage: Eukaryota; Metazoa; Brachiopoda; Lingulata; Lingulida; Lingulidae
Product: translocon-associated protein subunit gamma-like
Biological process (GO): SRP-dependent cotranslational protein targeting to membrane
Cellular component (GO): membrane; endoplasmic reticulum
Source: RefSeq, a predicted model, not a curated record
AUGCGUACACUGGUACUUCCUUUUUCCGGCGUGCAAACAUGGCAGGUGGCAAGCUUCAGAAGUUGACCAAAGAAGAGGAGCUUUUACUCCAGGAUUUCAGUAGAAAUGUGAGCACAAAAUCCAGUGCUUUGUUCUACGGAAAUGCUUUCAUCGUCUCAGCCAUACCUCUUUGGCUAUUUUGGAGGGUGCACCAAAUGGACCCGUACCAGUCAGCCAUUUUGUUUGUCAUCAUGACCAUGAUCAGCACAUGGCUGGUGGCAUUUGCCUACAAAAAUGUGAAAUUUGUCCUGAAACACAAAAUUGCCCAAAAGAGGGAAGAUGCCGUCACCCGCGAGGUCAUGAAGAAAGUUGCUGAUGACAAGAAAAUGUCCAAGAAGGAGAAAGAUGAGAGAAUCCUGUGGAAAAAGAACGAGGUCGCCGACUACGAGGCCACGACUUUCUCCAUCUUCUACAACAACUCCCUGUACUUGGUGUUAAUCAUCCUGGCCUCCUUCUAUCUGCUGAGGACCUUCAACCCCACCGUCAAUUAUAUAGUUUCAGUUUUGGCGGCUGGAGGACUUCUAGCAUUAUUUUCUACGAGCACACCUGCCAAAUAGAGACCAGAUAACUUAAUGAACAUGACAUUUAUAAUACUUUUCUAUUGAAUAUAUAAUUAAUAUUGUCAAAAAUUAAAAAUUGAGAGAAUGAAUUUGCAUUCCUAUAUUGGGUGUAUGUCCACAAGGAUUCGUUUGUAAGAUGUUGCUGUAUUUUUUAAGCCAGUGAAAUGCCAUAGAAAUCUUUGACAAGAAACGUUGAAAAUGUGACAAAAAUGACAUUUUAGACUUACUUACUAAAUAUGCUUGUGUUAAAAGGUGAACAAAUAAAAUAUUAUGACCAAAUAAA